Messenger RNA from Mytilinidion resinicola, 1079 nucleotides. RefSeq lists its product as uncharacterized. The record is from RefSeq and is a predicted model, not a curated record. Gene Ontology annotation, biological process: metal ion transport; transmembrane transport. Gene Ontology annotation, cellular component: membrane. The transcript has a single exon. Gene Ontology annotation, molecular function: metal ion transmembrane transporter activity. Bases 376 to 972 code for a protein of 198 amino acids. NCBI's taxonomy places the organism in Eukaryota, Fungi, Ascomycota, Dothideomycetes, Mytilinidiales, Mytilinidiaceae.
AGAUGAAUGGCACUGCGUCAUUGAACAGGAGAUCGUGAUCUCCAUUUUCGACGUUGGAAAAACUUGGAUGGGUAUGAUCUCUAUUACGACCAUAAUCGAUAGAUUUGCUGAUGACUAUACUCAUCGCUUGUACACAUGCAGGAAACGACCUCACCCAGGGGCCGCGAUUUCCAUAGCUCGGGGGUGGCGCGGAACCAUUGCCAAUCACGAUUCUCCCAAUCGUUCAUUACAGACCGAGGUGUGCGUUAAAAUCCCGCAGUAUAAAUGAGAGUACCACUGGGCUGAAGAAAGGAAGGAAUACGCAAAAUCUCGCCGUCUUCCCGGAAGGCUACGGUCGUGGUCUAGAUUGGUCGCUUGCAGAAUCAAACCGCUUCCAUGUCUUGUCGGACGGACGUGUUCAGACUACCUGCAUUUUCUCAGAAGCAGCUUCUGAAUGUCAUGAAAGAGAAAAUAAUGACCGAAACGAACCGCCUAUCGCUCAGUAAUGAGCUAUACUUUCGGGACAUCCUACAAGAUCAGCUAAGCAACGCUUCGUAUAUGCUUCAGUUGACGAGCGACCAGAACAAAAUCCUCCAAAACGGUCGUCGGCCUACUAUCACCAUAUCGACCGAUCAAAGAGGCGUAGCCGAUCACGCCGUGGCUGAAGUGUACAGUCUAUUCCAAAACCUACACUCGCAAGCACAAUCACUUCAUGAGAAGUGCACUCAAAGAAUGACAGUCAUCAGUAAUGAAAGCAUGCUCGCAGAGUCGCAACGCGCCAUCCAGCAGGCGAAGUUGGUCACGAAGCUCACACUCGUCGCCUUUGUGUACCUCCCGUUCACGUUUACGGCUGGUUUCUUUAGUAUGAACUUCAAGGAGCUGGGGACUGGUAUUAUUCCCUUAUGGAUAUUCUUUGCUGCCUCUUUGCCUCUGAUGUUUGUCACCAUGGCGUUCUUUGCAUUGGAUGUGCAAACAGUUAAGAGAGUCUUGUGAGCAUUGCAUGUUACAUAUCGGGACAAAACGUAGUUGGCUUGAAUGCGAUCAAGACAUUAUCGACAUUAGCGUAAAAUAACUUAUAAUUCAUUCCGCUCAAUCGAAAG